GGAAGUGAGUUUGUGCGCACUAGUGUGUACGUGUGUGCAGGGGGCGGGCGCGGGCGGGGGGCGGUCCGGGCUCCUCCUCCCCAGCCGUCUCCUCUGGCUCGCUCUCCAACUCCGGGCCCAGCCGCGGGCGGGCGCAGGGCGGGCAGACAGCAUGCUGAGCCUCCUCAUCUGGAUCCUCACUCUCUCCGAUACUUUCUCUCAAGAUUCCUUCCUGGAGCCUGCAUGUGGAUGCUGUGCAUGGAGCCCACAUGGUCAUGGGCCAUGCGGCUGCUAGGGCCACAAGAGCAUGCAAAAGCACCAGCCAGUGCAUCACUAGAUGGACGAGAGCCUCCCUCCUGGAGGCCAUGGGCCACGUGGCUGCUAAGGCAACGUGGCCGAUGGAGAGAACAGGCGAGUUCACUAUGGACCCAGACUCGCUUCAGCCAGGAGCCAGCCGACCAGACUGUGGUGGCCGGACAGAGGGCCGUGCUUCCCUGCGUACUGCUCAACUACUCAGGAAUUGUGCAGUGGACCAAGGAUGGGCUGGCACUGGGCAUGGGCCAAGGACUCAAAGCAUGGCCGCGGUACCGGGUCGUGGGCUCUGCAGACACCGGGCAGUACAACCUGGAGAUCACUGAUGCCGAGCUCUCUGAUGAUGCCUCUUAUGAAUGUCAGGCCACCGAGGCUGCUCUGCGCUCCCGGCGGGCGAAACUCACCGUGCUCAUCCCUCCAGAGGACACUAGGAUUGAUGGAGGUCCUGUACUUCUGCUGCAAGCAGGCACCCCCCACAACCUCACAUGCCGAGCCUUUAAUGCCAAGCCUGCUGCUACCAUCAUCUGGUUCCGGGAUGGGACUCAGCAGGAGGGUGCUGUGGCCAGCACGGAACUGCUGAAGGAUGGGAAGAGGGAGACCACUAUCAGCCAGCUGCUCAUUAACCCCACAGACCUGGACAUUGGGCGAGUCUUCACCUGCCGCAGCGUGAACGAGGCCAACCCGAGUGGCAAGGAGACUUCCAUUGAGCUUGAUGUGCACCACCCUCCUACAGUGACCCUGUCCAUUGAGCCACAGACUGUGCAAGAGGGAGAGCAUGUUGUCUUUACAUGCCAGGCCACAGCGAAUCCUGAAAUCCUGGGCUACAGAUGGGCCAAGGGGGGCUUUUUGAUUGAAGAUGCCCAUGAGAGUCGCUAUGAGACAAAUGUUGAUUAUUCCUUCUUCACGGAGCCUGUGUCCUGUGAGGUUUACAACAAAGUGGGCAACACCAAUGUCAGCACUUUAGUAAAUGUUCACUUUGCCCCUCGGAUUGUAGUUGACCCUAAACCUACGACUACAGACAUUGGCUCUGAUGUGACUCUCACAUGUGUCUGGGUUGGGAAUCCCCCCCUCACCCUCACCUGGACCAAAAAGGACUCAAACAUGGGGCCCAGGCCUCCUGGCUCCCCACCCGAGGCUGCUCUUUCUGCCCAGGUACUGAGUAACAGCAACCAGCUGCUGUUGAAGUCAGUGACCCAGGCAGAUGCUGGCACCUACACCUGCCGGGCCAUUGUACCUCGCAUAGGAGUGGCUGAGAGGGAGGUGCCACUUUAUGUGAAUGGUCCCCCCAUUAUCUCCAGCGAGGCAGUGCAGUAUGCUGUUAGGGGUGACGGUGGCAAGGUAGAAUGUUUCAUCGGGAGCACACCGCCCCCAGACCGCAUUGCAUGGGCAUGGAAGGAGAACUUUCUGGAGGUGGGGACCCUGGAACGCUAUACAGUGGAAAGGACCAACUCAGGCAGUGGGGUGCUGUCCACACUAACCAUCAACAACGUCAUGGAGGCUGACUUUCAGACCCACUAUAAUUGCACUGCUUGGAACAGCUUUGGGCCAGGCACGGCCAUCAUCCAGCUGGAAGAGAGAGAGGUGUUACCUGUGGGCAUCAUCGCUGGGGCCACCAUCGGUGCGGGCAUCCUGCUCACCUUCUUCUUUAUUACCUUGGUGUUCUUCCUCUACCGGCGCCGCAAAGGCAGUCGCAAGGAUGUGACCCUAAGGAAACUGGACAUCAAGGUGGAAACAGUGAACCGUGAGCCACUCACAAUGCACUCUGACCGGGAGGACGAUACUGCCAGCGUCUCCACAGCGACUCGAGUCAUGAAAGCCAUCUACUCAUCCUUCAAGGAUGAUGUGGACCUGAAGCAGGACCUGCGCUGUGAUACCAUUGACACCCGGGAGGAGUAUGAGAUGAAGGACCCCACCAAUGGCUACUACAACGUGCGUGCCCACGAAGACCGACCCUCUUCCAGGGCAGUACUCUAUGCUGACUACCGUGCCCCCGGCCCUGCCCGCUUCGAAGGCCGCCCCUCUUCCCGUCUCUCUCACUCCAGCGGCUAUGCCCAGCUCAACACCUACAACCGGGCCCCAGCCUCCGAUUAUGGCCCAGAGCCCACAGCCCCUGGCCCAGCUACUCCAGCUGGCACCGACACAACCAGCCAGCUGUCGUACGAGAACUAUGAGAAGUUCAGCUCCCAUCCCUUCCCUGGGGCAGCAGGGUACCCCACCUAUCGAUUGGGUUACCCCCAAGUCCCACCUUCUGCCCUGGAGCGGACCCCAUUUGAGGCAUAUGACCCUAUUGGCAAGUAUACCACAGCCACUCGAUUCUCCUACACAUCUCAGCACUCGGACUAUGGCCAGCGCUUCCAGCAGCGCAUGCAGACUCAUGUGUAGGGGCCAGAACCUAGCUGGGGCAUCUCUGCGGGGCAGAGGAGAAGCUGUUCCCUGAUAUUCAGGGGCGUGCGUUGCUCAUUGCUCCUGUCCCCAACCAACCUUCCUCCUGCUGCCAUGGAAGGGGGAAAACAGGUCUCCCAGAAACACCCCAUCCAAGGAUGGUGCUGUAUGCAUGCCUCAGCCUUCUGGGCCCGCCCUUCCUUCUUCUUCAAGAGGAUGUGUGUGUUCUGACCUGCACUCACACCUGGGGGUGGGGAAAGCAAAGGUUAUGGACAGCAGAGAGGGCACUUUUAGCAUUCCCUUUCUAUCCUAACCCUGUGGUCUCCCAUAAGUGGAUGGGGGAUUCAUGUGGGAAUGGAUAGGCUUGGGCCUAGGAGACAGGACGUGUAGGGCUGAGUGGCUAUGGCACAUAUAGAUGGAAACAGGAUGGCCUGGCAAGUCCCUCUGUUAUCUACACUUACAGCCUGGUGCAUCUCUCCUUCCUCAGGACUGCAGAAGAGACUUUAUUCUAUCUUUGUCUGUAGAACAGCCUGGCACUGAGUUCAAAUCCAGCCUUUAUUAAGCUGAGAUUAAAAUGCCAGUCAUCCUGGCUGCCCAUUAUGAACACUUGUCAGUCAGUCUGCAGAGGGAUCCAGAUGUCUCCAUUAUCACUACUGCCUUUCCUUCUCCUUUGUGCGGGGCUAGCCAGAUAAGUCAGGAGGUUGUGGCAGAAGAAGGAAAGCUAGGAAUCAUUUUCCGUUUCACCAGCAAGACAGCUAUGUGUUACCUAGCACUUUUCAGAACCCAUACUAGGGGAGCCUACCCAAACCCCAUUCUCUCCCCAGUCUGCCUCACUUAACUUAUUUGAACUCUGGAGCUUCCCUGAGGAGUUGUAGGGGUACUAUAGGCUAUUUAUCAAAUAAUAAAAUGAAAACCUCCUUUGGAAAAAAAAUAAUAAAGCAGUGGGGAUUCCCCCACCCAAAUAUAAUUUCCAAUGAAAAGGAAAGGAGGCACACAUGUUCUUCACCAGAUUUCUAACACCUUCCAUUACUUUUUCAAUUGCUAAACACUUUGAAUCCAUUUUUAAACAUUCAGGUGGUAAGAUCUUCUUGCAGUUGGGUUCUGACAGGCUUAGGGUGGGGACCUGGUUCUCAGACACCCUGUACUACCCCCAGAGGCCACCUUCCAGGGGGCAUGGGAAAGGUGCUCUUUACAUGGAUUUUACUUAAGUCCUUUUCUCCUCUUUUAUCAAUCAUAUUCCCCCUUUUUGCAGUGCCUUGAGCCUUGUUGAUAAGCCCUGUGUGGAAGACUUUGCUGGGAGUGGGUAUUACGAGUCCCAAACACUCUGACAAGUGUUGCAGAGUUUAGGGAACAGACUGAUGAGAGGGCCUGGUAAAUGGAAGUGCAGACUGACUGCGUAAGGUGGUGCAGAGGGCACUCCAGACAGCCAUGGCCCAUGCUGACACCAUCUGCACAUGUAGGCACACAUGCACACACACAUUCUCAUGGCCUUUCUCAUCCACCACCUGAUAACCAAAAAGAACCAGUGCUACAAAGAGAAUCCAUACCUGGCCUCCCCUUCCCCAGAAGCAGGGUUUAGAGUGCAGUCCUGAUUCACUCAGUCCUGACAACACAGGUGAGGUGUUCUGUGUCAUGCCCAGAAUAUGCAUUGCCCAUGAGAUAUGCAUCUCAUGGUCACCUUUCAUUAGUUAUAUUCACUAUAGUGAGUUAAACACUCAUCAGCCAAAGGCCAUCACCACCUUUUCAAGUGGGUUUGUGGGGUGACAUUCUUUGUCACUCCUCAGCUGGUAAGAAUCAGCUAAUGCCCAGGAAUAAAGUAGCUCCAUUUCUGGCUUCACAGCUGCCUAAAGGGACUAGAGCCCCAUGGACCUACCCUUUCUGAAACAUGAUCCAGGCUCCUACCCAUAUCCACCUCUAGAAGUUGACACUUCCCUGUGCAAUCCUUUUAUGUAAGCUCAGUGAGACAGCUUGUUAAGGAUGCAGAUUCCUCUGGGGACAUAUUCAUGUGUAUUUUGAUUAUUUUCGCAGGAGCUAGAAGCCAUGUGUAACCCAGAUAAAAUCUAAACAGAAAUAUUUCCAAACUCAUUUUUGUUCAGGGUUUGGUCAGAGUCUCUUAUUGCCCCCAUUUUGGUUAAGUGUUGGGCCUAUUCUGUUGAAACAAUGGAGAGGAGGGGGCCCAAGGUUACUAGGUAACUCAGCUGGCAUUGUGGGAACCAUUAGUUUUCUGAGCCACAAUACAGAGCUAUUGCACUGUUCUCUGUUUCUUAACACCUUAAUUGGGGCCUUCUGGGUAUCAAGCAAGUGUUGCCAUGCAAGGCACAGGGACACAUCAGCCACCAAGGUCAUCUCUGUUCACUGCAACUGGCACUCUGGCCCAAUCAGAAUCUGCAUUGGGACCUGCCUGUUAGUCCAAGUGAAAUAAGUUUUUCUGGGGAGUGGAAGGUGCUCUUGAAUAUAGACCUUUGUUGUCUAAAGCUGUAGUCUUCCAGUAUGGUGCCUCAGUACUUGAUGUGGUCACCUUGGUUGUCCUGACCACCUUUGACUAUUUUGUUUCAGUCAAGGGGUUAGCAGUCAGGAAACCUGGGACCUCAUUCUGAAGCUGUCAUUUACUGAGUGACCCUGGCCUAAUCUCUUCAUUUCCUUUUAUUUUCUGGCCUGUAAAAUGAGGGAUAAGGGUUGCACAAAUCUAGAAUUGUUGUGCUCAUUCUCUAUUCAUUUGGUGAAAUGGAACAUCCUGGCCCUCCCUGGCAAGGAGUUGAGAACAGUAAGCUUAGGGAUGGAGGAGUUGAAAUGUUCCUUUGAAAGAAGCUUUCACCUCUGGUUUCAUUAUCUUGUCAGAAGUAUUGUGAAAGAAUGUCCACUUCUUGUUGACCCUAAACAACAACAAAAAGCAUACCUUAAACCUCAGCAAAAUUAAUGUGGGGUUAUCCUUUGACCAUUGAGUAACUGUACUCCUCCCCACUCAGAAUUCUAAUAGUUUUGCAAGGGUGUCAUGGCCAAGGCAGGGCAGGGUGACUCCUUCACUGUGUAUCCAACUUCCAUGGUGACAAAUGGGAAUAGCCACCUGCCACCUUGGUCCUCAGGAUCAUUUUCCUGGCUAGGGACCACUUACUAGGACAAGACUGCAAGGUAAGGUGUUUUAAGCCAGAAGGCAAGGCAUGACUACAGCUGAUCCCUCUGUGAAGGAGCAUGUAGGAAGAAUAGAUGGGUUCAGCAGUCAUAACAUAAACUAUAGCUCCUAAAGAGGUUCUGUGAUUCUGGGUGAGCCAUUGUUUCUUUGUGGAGGGCCUAGCCUGCAUCCUAAAUCCUGAAUCCCUCAAAGCCCACCACAGAGUUUGAAUUAAGCAAAAACCUCAAGUCAGGAAGGAAAGUGACCAGGGAUGGGAUCAGUGCUAUUUCCUUACAAAUGUCUUGCUUGGGAUGAAAAUGGUUAGUUUGACCACCCUAUCCUAGGUACUGUGUCUUCUUUUCCCAGCAGUAGCUACUUCCCUCAUCACUUUGAGGGCAGCAUUUCUGCUUUACAGGAUGGAGCACACUGGCCAGGAAUCUCUUUGCCCUUGUGCCCUGUCACUAACCAGUUGGCACUCUAUCAGGAGCCACAAGUCCUGGGCUCCUUAAAAUGGAAUGAAGUGGUCUGUCAAUAUAGGGUUUAAAGAAAAUUAGGUUAAAAGCCAAGACACCAGUUGGACUAAACUGCCUCAGUCACUGCCUCUUUUUGCUGUGUGGACAAUAUGUCCCCACUGCUGUACUACCAAGGCCACCCCAGCCUCAGAAACCCUGGCUUCUCUAACAUUUUAGUGCUGCAUGUUGAGGGAAUCAACUGAAAGGCAUUAGAGAAGAUCCUGACCUUGGUGGGACCACUGAGGAAGUGAUAAUGGAAUACUCAUGUGCACAGACCCAGGGAUAUAAUUGGAGUCUAUACAAUUAUCAUUUAAACAUCCCAUUCCCUUCUCUGCACCCUCCCCGCCAUUACCUCUCCUUUCCUGGAGGUCAGCUUCUUUCUUAAAGGCCUCACCUUUAUCAGCUUGAUUCUGACAUUCCACCUCUAGGCUGGUGGAGAGGACAGAAAGAUGUGUGGAUUGGGAUAUGGAAGGAAGGGCAGAAUCCCAUUUCCUUGCAUCACUGUGAGAGGGAGCUCCAGGUCCUGUUCCUGGAGAAAUAUUUGCUGUGUAUACUGGGGGUUUCUUGUACAAGCCUGCCCUUUCAAAAAAAAAAAAACUAUUUGCAUAUAACUAUCAUUCUUACCAUUCUCCUGCUCCUUGCUCCUGGCUUUUUGAUGGCCCAAACCAGUUGCCUUGUCAAGUGUUAGUGGGUCAUGGGCUCUUCUGUUAACUUCUGGAGAUCUUUAGAUGCUGCCUUUGUGAAUAUCCCUAACCCUGGGGAUAGAGCAGCCAAGGUACCAAUACAAUCAAACUCUCACUAUUGUUAGCAAUAGUGACUCAGAAGAUUUGACCUCUUCCACUUUCACCAGAAGGAGACCAAGUGCUCCCCAUGGUCACAUUUUCUACUCCAACUACUCUUGGAAUGAUAACCUCCAUUUCUGGCUGCAAUUGAAUUUUCUCUACCCAAAUCCCAAUAAUAAAUGGAUCCAUGAUCAUAAUUAGGAGAGGAGAGAAAUAUUUUUGUUAGGACAGACCAUCAUAGUUUUUAGCAAUGUGUAUAUGUGUGUCAUUCACAACUUUUGCUAUUCUGCCUUUUUUCAUUUUUCUUUUUUAAAUAUUAUGUAUUAUAUUUUUAGUCUCAAACACUAUAUAUUAUAUAUAUUUAAUUUUUAUAUAUAUAAAUAUAAAUGUUCUAAAAAACACCAUGUUUUCUGUUAUUAAUGCAGGAACAGCUCUAGUUACUUAAAAGCUUGCCUGAUUUGGGGUGAAAUGGUCUAAAUUUGGGAAAAAAGAUAGGAUAUUUUUGGAUUAAGAUUGCAAACACUGUAUUUGUGUCACCUCCAGGCCAAGGGGCAAGCACAUUUUAUUCACCAGUUUGUGACUGUUGCAGAACUCUGACCAUGGACAAACAGCUCAAGCUUCCGUUCUUUUGUAACACAGCAUCCAAAUGUUCUAUGCCACAUCUGAUAAUGGGCAUUGGAAGGGAUGAGGCUGAAUCUGAGAUCCAGAUUCCCAAGGAUUUGGGAGUAGGGGUGGGAGCAAGAUGGGGUUAAUUUAUUAAAAUGCAAUGGUUUGGGGGAAAAGCAAAGUCACCAGGUCUCAACCUUUGAACUUGUAGUGAAACAAAAUGAAACAAACAAAAAAAAAUGGUGUACACACAGAGACUAUUCUGCUAAGAAAUUCUAAAUUCUAUUUUGGUAGAGAUUGGAUGGAUUUCUCUUUGUUCAUUUCACAAGAGUGUUUGAGGAUAAUUGAAAAAAUAUUUUCAGAUAAUGUUUUUCAAUGUCAUAAAUCAAUAGAGACAUACAAAUGUUUAUAACUAUUCAUUGUUUUUCUCAUCUAAUUAACAGCCAACUAAACUAAAAGAUGUUGACAGUAGCCUAUUUGUACACAGAUCAUAGGACACCAUCAAGACAGUAGCUUUUUUGUAUACAUAGGACACAGGACAUAGGACAGAGUUGUUAGAGUUGAAAAAAUUAAAGGUAAUGCAACCCAUUUCCAAGAAGGUUGGGAGUUGUAUCCCAGAGUUACUACUGAGGAAGAGACAGGGAGCAGUAGGGGCUGCAAUUUGGAGGCAUAUUUCCAGGAUAAGAACUUGUGGGUAGCCUAAGGCAAGUCCAACCUGGUUGGGCAAGAGGCCCAGGUGCAGGGUCAAUCUAGAGGCUGUUGCCAGGUAAGUUGAACUAGCUCAGGUAAAACAUGGCAUGAUAGUUGAGACCCAAAAGCAAAUAGAAUAGGGUAGGGGGAAAAAAGAGGAGAAUUAGCAAGUUUGUGCAAACAUGGUGACCCUGGAAUAUCCUGUUAAGCCAUGCAUUGUUAGAUAGGAUGCUUCCUGUGCUGUGUCCACUUGGGAUGCAUUUUAUUCCUCACUGCAUCCCCAGAGCUCAGCACAGCACCAGCAAGCACUAUAGGACAAGUCUGUGAGCUUUAUAGGGCACCGCGCAAAGCUCCAAGGAACCAAACCCACUCUCUUCUCUAGGCAUAAAACAGACCAUAGGAGCUUGUACCCUUUAUUAGGUCUCUUCUGCCAGGGGUUUGAGCCCCUCCCUUCUGUCACCCUAGACUGAACAUAACGACACCAACAGGCCCUUUAUCACUAAGCCACUCCUUUGUCAGUCUGCCUCACAAUAGGAGCUCU
Messenger RNA from Phyllostomus hastatus (greater spear-nosed bat), 8913 nucleotides. It is a transcript of the gene KIRREL1, whose product is annotated as kirre like nephrin family adhesion molecule 1. Gene Ontology annotation, molecular function: cell adhesion molecule binding. The transcript is spliced from 16 exons. The record is from RefSeq and is a predicted model, not a curated record. Lineage: Eukaryota; Metazoa; Chordata; Mammalia; Chiroptera; Phyllostomidae. Gene Ontology annotation, cellular component: cell-cell junction. Bases 223 to 2673 code for a protein of 816 amino acids. Gene Ontology annotation, biological process: cell-cell adhesion.